AUGGCGGAAAUAGGGAAGACAGUGCUCGACACAGGGUGGUUGGCAGCACGAUCCACUGAGAUCGACCUCAGCGGAGUACAGCUCACCACCACUCACCCUCCCACUGGGCCCACUUCUCCAUGGAUGGAAGCUGUUGUCCCCGGAACUGUUUUGGCGACCCUGGUAAAGAACAAAGUCGUUCCAGAUCCUUUCUAUGGGUUGGAAAAUGAGGCAAUUAUAGACAUUGCUGAUUCAGGAAGAGAAUACUACACAUUCUGGUUUUUCACAACUUUUCAGUGUAAGCUGUUCCUAUCUCAGCAACAGGCUGUUCCAUCUUCCUCCACUGCUAUUUUUGCUCAGUCAGGUAUUGUUUCCACUUGUUUAUUGUUCUCCAAUCGCAAUUUCUGGAUCAUAGACUCUAGCGCUUCUGAUCACAUUACUAGUUUGGGGACUACUAACUUGAGUCCUGAUAUAUCCCUAUCUUCUGAUCUUAAGACAAAGAGGAAGGUUGAUACAGGGCAUGAAGUUGGUGGCCUAUAUUACUUUGAUUUUGAUUCACUUACUUGGGCUCUAUAG
Messenger RNA from Ilex paraguariensis (yerba mate), 555 nucleotides. Lineage: Eukaryota; Viridiplantae; Streptophyta; Magnoliopsida; Aquifoliales; Aquifoliaceae. The record is from the annotation of a GenBank genome assembly.